AUGACCAAACAAACGGGAGAGCAGGCCCUUGCUCAGAACAACUUGGCGGUGUCAUUAAGGCACAACGACUCCGUAUUCUCAGUCAACAAGUCGCACUCGCAUCUGAGCCAGACGCUGGCGUCGCAUGAGAUGGAGAAGGAGCUUCUGGAGAUUCAGGAAGCUCAGGCGGCAGAGACUGAAACAGGAAGGUCGACUCUUUCGCCAGAAGCCGCGUUGGGCGCUCCGCCUUCACCGGCUGCUGGAUCCGGAUCAUUUCAAAGAACACUUCGAAGAGUAGCUUCCGCGCCUUUGGUGCAUCGUCUCUUGAAUGACACCACCAAGAGCCCUAUGUUAGAACCCAAGAAAGAAUUUGACGUGAGGGAUCAUAUUGGCGAGCUUACGGACGUGAAAACCAGGCCGAGGACUUACACUCAAGGAAGAAUGUACUCUCACCUGGCUACAAGAAUUAUGUCAGCUCAAGUAGGACCGGAGUGCUUUGAGAAAGUAAAGCUUUUAGGUAAAGGAGAUGUGGGCAAAGUGUAUUUGGUGAAAGAGAAAGCCACACUGAGACUUUACGCCAUGAAGGUUCUCAACAAAAAGGAAAUGAUUCAGAGAAACAAAAUCAAACGAGCGUUGGCUGAGCAGGAAAUUUUGGCCACCAGCAACCAUCCAUUCGUUGUCACAUUAUACCACUCGUUUCAGUCAGAAGACUCCUUGUACUUAUGUAUGGAAUAUUGCAUGGGCGGCGAGUUUUUCAGAGCAUUACAGACCAGAGAAUCAAAAACAAUCGGCGAAGAUGACGCGAGGUUUUACGCGGCUGAAGUAACCGCCGCCUUAGAAUAUUUGCAUUUAAUGGGCUUCAUUUAUAGAGACUUGAAGCCCGAGAACAUCUUGCUUCAUCAGCUGGGACACAUCAUGCUCAGCGACUUUGAUUUGUCAAAACAGUCGGCCAAGACAAAGGGCCCCGAGAUUCAAUUCUCCAAAUCCCACUCGCACUCAAACAAUCCUACCAUCGACACGAAAGCAUGCAUUGAUGGCUUCCGUACGAACUCAUUCGUGGGCACAGAGGAGUAUAUUGCUCCUGAAGUUAUACGAGGAAAGAGCCACACCAGUGCUGUCGACUGGUGGACCUUGGGUAUCUUUAUAUAUGAGAUGCUUUACGGAACGACCCCUUUCAAAGGAAGAGACAGAAAAGCAACGUUCAGCAACGUGUUGAAGAAGGAUGUCAGGUUUCUUGAUACACAACUGGUCUCCUCCAAUUGCAAAAACCUAAUCAAGAAGCUUCUUAUUAAAGAUGAGACCAAACGGCUUGGAUCAAAGCUUGGUGCCUCUGACAUCAAGUACCAUGCUUUCUUCAAAAACACGCAAUGGGCGUUGCUCAGACACCAGCAACCUCCCAUGAUCCCAGUGCUCACGAAAAACAAGAAGGGAGACGUGAAGAAGCCCGAGGUGUUCUCCGUUGACGAAAGCAGUGGGUCUUCGUCUGCAUCCAAAGCGCAGGAGCCUAGCCUGGAGCCAGACCCAUUUGCUCUGUUCAGCUCUGUAACGCUCCACUAUAACGAAACUGAUGAUCACGAUCUGGCAUUCAUCUUAGGGUCAGAGAACUCCAUCAACACGUCUGUGGCAUACACCAUGAGCAGCCGUCCUGGAAUCAGUCCCAGAAAAACCAAAGGGUUUCUCCGAAGAUGA
Molecule: messenger RNA, 1668 nt
Organism: Candidozyma auris
Lineage: Eukaryota; Fungi; Ascomycota; Pichiomycetes; Serinales; Metschnikowiaceae
Product: serine/threonine protein kinase
Exons: 1
Coding region: 1-1668 (555 amino acids)
Biological process (GO): protein phosphorylation
Cellular component (GO): plasma membrane; cytoplasm; nucleus
Molecular function (GO): ATP binding; protein serine/threonine kinase activity
Source: RefSeq, a predicted model, not a curated record